ACGCGAGGGCAGCAGUGCGAUACGUAUUGCUUCCGAUUUCCCAUACUACUCUGAAAACAUGGCCGCUUCCAUGGCGUUCCGAGGAGAAUUUUGCUCCUUGGCAAGGAUACUAGGCGGAAUAUCACAUUCGGCACCACAAAUUCAGGGUCAUUGUGCAGGACACCAGAAAUGGCCCACGAUUCGGUGUCCCCUCCAUCUGAGCCAAUCCUUCCACACCACCACAUUAUUUUCAUCAAAAGCUUCCCCCAUCACCGUGACGGAAGAGCCCGACACACUUUUCAAGAAAGUUACUGUGCUGGUGAAAGGCCACGACAGAGCAGUUUUGGACAGCUAUGAGUAUUUUGCCACUAUGGCGGCCAAAGAGCUUGGCGUCACCAUUGGGAAAGUUUUUGAACCUCCUAAAGACAUGGAGAGGUUGACACUGCUCAAGUCUGUCCACAUCUUCAAGAAACACAGGGUUCAGUAUGAGAUGAGGACACAUUACCGCUGUAUUGAGUUGUCUCAUUUAACAGGCUCCACAGCUCGGGUGUAUCUAGAAUACAUCCAGAGGAACCUUCCGGAAAGUGUAGCCAUGCAGGUGACCAAGGCUGCAAUAGAGAAAAUUCCAGAACACAUCCAGGAGCCCAUGUGGAAGGACGAGCCCACGGAGGGAGAGCAGAAGCUCAGUCAAUAAUUGUACACUUGAACCAGUGUGUGUGUCUGUCUUAUUUUAUAAUAAAUUAAAAGGGUUCUGCAAAUUA
Syngnathus acus (greater pipefish) is the source of this 740-nucleotide messenger RNA. It is a transcript of the gene mrps10, whose product is annotated as mitochondrial ribosomal protein S10. NCBI's taxonomy places the organism in Eukaryota, Metazoa, Chordata, Actinopteri, Syngnathiformes, Syngnathidae. The transcript is spliced from 7 exons. The record is from RefSeq and is a predicted model, not a curated record. Bases 59 to 673 code for a protein of 204 amino acids. Gene Ontology annotation, molecular function: structural constituent of ribosome. Gene Ontology annotation, biological process: translation. Gene Ontology annotation, cellular component: mitochondrion; mitochondrial small ribosomal subunit; ribosome.